AUGGAUCAGGGAAGUUCUGACUCAGCAGCUGUGUCAUGCAGAGUUCUUGACUCUGUUCCUCCCUUCUCCUCAACUCUGGACUCCUGCACUCUUCUACCAAUCUCUCCGGCUGCUCAGUCUCCUGAGAGACUGAGCUGCAUCCUUCCAGAUGAAGAUGGCCCCACACCGACGCUCUUCACUCAAAUGGACAGACUGCAACAUGAAGGUGGUGAACUGGAGUGGAAAGAAUCUGCCAGGUGGGUGAAGUUUGAGGAGAAGGUGGAGCAGGGUGGAGAGAGGUGGAGCAAGCCCCAUGUUUCCACACUCUCACUGCACAGUCUGUUUGAGCUACGGACCUGUUUGCAGACUAGCAGUGUUGUGCUGGGCCUGGAGGCUCACUCGCUGCCUCAGAUAGUCGAUGAAAUAGUGGAGAAGCAGGUCCAGGAUGGUCUGAUUGCUCCACAACUCAAAGAAAAGAUCACUUUUGUCCUGCUGAGGAAGCAUCGACACCACACCAAAAAGUCCAUCCAUCGCUCACUGGCUGACAUUGGAAAACCCAGCCCCUCAAACAAAGAUCAUGAUCAGAGUCGUAGUAUGGAUGACAUCUCAGUCACUCCGACCACUGAGCAGCUCAAGAACAAGUUCAUGAAGAAACUCCCCAGAGAUGCAGAGGCGUCUAAUGUGCUGAUUGGAGAGGUGGACUUCCUGGAAAAGCCCUUUGUGGCCUUCGUCCGACUUGCUCAAGCAACUACGUUAGGUGGCCUGACUGAAGUUCCCAUGCCAAGCAGGUUUCUGUUUGUGUUGCUUGGUCCUCCUGGGAAAGCCAAGUCCUACAGUGAGAUUGGCCGCUCCAUUGCCACUCUCAUGGUUGAUGAUCUCUUCAGUAGUGUGGCAUAUAAGGCCAGAGGUUGUGAGGACUUGAUUGCAGGAAUUGAUGAGUUUCUGAAUGAGGUGACAGUACUUCCACCAGGAGAGUGGGACCCAAAGAUCCGGAUUGAACCCCCAAAGAAAGUGCCUUCAGCAGAGAUGAGGAAGUCAUUUUUUACAUUAAAUGAGUCAGGUCAGGCAAACAGAAGUGCAGGAGGAGUAGGAUUAGCAGCUGCUAAUGAUGAAGAAAUGCCUCCCUCUCACAAGCUGGGAGAAGAACUGACCUUCACUGGGAGAUUCUGUGGUGGUCUUUGCCUUGAUGUCAAACGGAAACUCCCUUGGCUGCUGAGUGACUUCUAUGAGGGCUUCCAUGCCCAGUGCAUCUCGGCUGUGCUGUUCAUCUACCUGGGUUGUGUCACGAACGCCAUUACUUUUGGGGGCCUCCUAGGAGACGCUACUGACAACUACCAAGGUGUGAUGGAGAGCUUCCUGGGAACGGCUCUGGCAGGAACAGUCUUCUGUUUGCUUGGAGGUCAACCCCUUAUCAUCCUAAGCUCCACAGGGCCUAUACUGGUGUUUGAAAAGCUACUCUUUGAGUUUUGCAAAAACAAUGACAUCGACUACUUGGAGCUGCGUCUAUGGAUUGGCCUGCACUCCUGCCUUCAGUGUCUGGUCCUGGUGUCCUCAGAUGCUAGCUACGUGAUUAAGUACAUGACGCGCUUCACAGAGGAAGGCUUCUCCAGCCUUAUCUCAUUCAUCUUCAUCUUUGACGCCAUCAAGAAGAUGGUGGGAGCCUUCCAGAACUACCCUAUUAACACGUACUUCACGCCUGACUCCAUCACAGCCUACAAGUGUGAAUGCCGGGGCCCAGGCCAAGUGACUUCAGUGGUUCUCAAUUCUUCAUCUUUAGUAGUCCGAGACAACCUGACUGCUUACUCCUUGUACAAUGCCACAGGUAUGGAUUGGAGCCAACUGAGUAAGAAGGACUGUCUGAAGUAUGGCGGCGCCCUGGUGGGCAAGUCCUGCAACUACAUUGCUGACCUGGCUCUCAUGUCCUUCAUCCUGUUCUUUGGAACAUAUACCAUGACCAUUUCACUCAAGAAAUUCAAAUCCAGCCAAUACUUCCCCACCAAGUUUCGGACCUUCAUCGCAGAUUUUUCCAUUAUCAUUUCCAUCCUGGUCUUCUGUGGCCUGGAUUUCCUGGUUUCCCUGGACACUCCCAAACUGCAUGUCCCCAGUGAGAUCAAGCUUCGGAAACUCAUGAGUGAUUACAUCUUCACAUCAAUCAUGGCAUUUGUUGGUCUUGAUAUGUUAACGGGGCUUGAUACACCAAAGCUUCUUGUGCCCUCAAAGGUUAAGCCCACCCGGCCAGACCGCAGCUGGGUGGUCCUGCCCUUUGGGAAGAGCCCCUGGUGGAUUUACUUGGCCAGCUUUGUGCCAGCUCUUUUGGUUACAAUCCUCAUCUUCAUGGAUCAACAGAUCACGGCUGUCAUCAUCAACCGUAAGGAGAACAAACUCAAGAAAGGCUGUGGGUACCAUUUGGACCUGUUCUGGGUGGGGCUCCUCAUGGCUGCCUGCUCUUUCCUGGGCCUGCCUUGGUACGUGGCAGCCACCGUCAUCUCCAUUGCUCACAUCGAUUCUCUUAAGAUGGAGAGUGAGAGCAGUGCCCCAGGGGAACAGCCACAGUUCCUCGGUGUACGGGAGCAGAGGUUGACAGGUAUCUUGGUUUUUGUACUUACUGGGGUCUCAAUUUUCCUCGCUCCCAUACUGCAGUACAUUCCCAUGCCUGUACUCUAUGGGGUGUUCCUGUAUAUGGGAGUAUCCUCUCUCAGUGGCAUUCAGUUCUGGGAGAGGAUCAAGCUAUUCCUGAUGCCAGCCAAGCACCAGCCAGACUUUGUUUUUCUCCGCCAUGUUCCCCUGCGCCGUGUGUAUCUCUUCACUCUUGUACAGAUUACCUGUCUGGUUGUGCUCUGGACCCUCAAGUCUACUGUGGCAGCUAUAAUCUUCCCAGUCAUGAUUCUUGGACUGAUGGUGGUCAGGAAGAUUCUUGACCUGGUCUUCUCCCAGCGUGACCUGGCCUGGCUGGACGAUAUCCUCCCCGAGAAAGACAAGAAAAAGAAGGAAGAUGAGAAGAGGGAGAAAAAGAAAACCAAGGGCAGAGACUGUGACGAUGAUGAAGAGUCGAAAUGUCCCAGAAAGAGUUCCUGCUCAGUGAAGAUCCCCAUGGAACCACUGGAUCUACCAUCCGUCGUCCUCCCCUGACCUCACUAACACAUCUCCCUGCAUAUAACUAGAAGAAUCACCCUUAUUC
This is a messenger RNA of Electrophorus electricus (electric eel), 3157 nucleotides long. NCBI's taxonomy places the organism in Eukaryota, Metazoa, Chordata, Actinopteri, Gymnotiformes, Gymnotidae. The record is from RefSeq and is a predicted model, not a curated record.